AUGACUACCGGACCAAACGAUUUCUACUACUCAAACAGAUAUUCGGAUGACGAAUUCGAAUACAGACAUGUUCAUGUCACAAAGGUUUGUGAUUUCUAGAGAUUUUCUGGGUGUUAUAAUAAGUUUCUGUUCAGGAGAUCGCCAAAUUGAUACCGAAAGAUCGAUUGUUGUCCGAAACCGAAUGGAGAAGCCUUGGAAUUCAACAAGUGAGUUUUUCUUGGGAUUUUUCGAAUUGUAUACGAUGUGGUAAUUUGGGAGAAAUAAAAUGGAAAAUUAGGUAUUUUCGAAACGUGGAAAAAGGCUGCGUCGUGGAAUUUUACAUCUCAUUUCGAAAUUAAAAUUGAGAAGAACUUGUAUUUUCAUUAGAACUUUAAUGAAAUUUGAAGAAAAUAGCUCAUUUUCGAAUAAAAUCCCAGAAUAGUCGUUUUUUCUAAACCAAGUGUAUCAAAAAUCAUUGAAAACCCCGUAUUGAAGCUAAAAAUUUUCAAACAACUAAAAUUCCUUCUCCAAACCAACUAAUUUUCUUUUUUCAGUCGCCAGGCUGGAUUCACUACAUGAUUCACGGUCCAGAACGCCACGUGUUGCUCUUCCGCCGUCCACUCGCUCCAACCGCUCCAACCAACACCAAAUCCAAACUCAACAACGGCAAAUCGGCCGUCGGAGUUCGCUAA
Caenorhabditis angaria is the source of this 671-nucleotide messenger RNA. Lineage: Eukaryota; Metazoa; Nematoda; Chromadorea; Rhabditida; Rhabditidae. The record is from the annotation of a GenBank genome assembly.